AUGACCAUCAUCAAUCAUUCCCAUUGUUGUUAUAUCUUCUUGGGUGAGGCACCGCCCCGGUCAAACUCGUUCUCGAAGCUGACUGCUUCUCCGGGAUCGCGGCCAGACACGCCCGGACAGAUCAAGCGAGUAUCCAGGCCUUCGUCGUCCUCGUCGACGAGAGGAGGCACCAUGGGCGCCUCGCUUCAGCAGUUGCCGCCAGAGCCCUCUUCUUCGUCUUCCCGGCCCAAUUCGUCGUCCCGGCAAGGCACUCUUGCAGCGUCGCUUCCGCAACCGCCGCCUGAGCCACCAGCUCAGUCCGCAGAGGCCUUCGGCGACCUGCCGAACGCCGUGCCGGAGGUGUUCGAGGAGGUCACGCCACCUCCACCUCCACCUCCGCCACAGAGAAGGGAGGAGCACACGUUGGAGCGCCUCUCUCAGGAAGAUCCUCUCAAGGAGUUGGGACUGGUUCGCCGCGACUUCGGCGACAACGAUGACCAUCUGUCAGAUGAUGAUGUGAUAUGCGAGUGCGAUGUAACGGCCGAUACGACAGUUGGAGUGGUACAAGAAGCCGUGCUUUGCAGUCUUCAGGAGAGUGGUAGCGCACAGGACUUGAGCAAGAUCGUGUUGCUGCACCAGGGCAAGUUCUUGACUGAUGGAAGACAGACUUUGCAACAAGCCGGCCUGCAUGACACAGUCUGCGUCCUUCAAGCGCUGCAGUGCCAGCGUUCUCUUAUGGCUGCAGCAUGUGACGACAAGCAUAUCGCCUUGGUUGACGUGGAGACUCACUCAGCUAUUCGCUCCUUCGUGGCUCACUCGGAACCUGUCCAGUGCGUUGCAUUCUCGCCUGCUGGAAGAUUUCUGGCCAGUGGCUCGCACGACUGCACGGUGCGCAUUUGGGAGGUCAGUCAAAACAUGCCUUGCGUGAAGGUGUUGCAAGGCCACCAGGAUGCUGUCGCAUCCGUUGCUUUCACACCUGACGGAGGCGGCCUGUUGACCGCAUCCUGGGACGAGGAUGCGAAGUUGUGGCGCUGGGAAGCCGGAGAGUGUGUUCUGACACUCUCAGGCCAUGCCAUGUCUGUCAAUUCUGUGUCGCCCUCCUCAGAUGGUCGGCUCAUUGUGACAAGCUCCAAUGAUGAAACCGCAAGAGUUUGGUGCAGCGAGAGUGGCAAAUGCUUGUCCGUGCUCACCGGUCAUCGCCAUUUUGUUGUUUCGGGCAAGUUCUCGCAUGAUUCGUGCACAGUGUUGACGGCUUCACUUGACCGCACUGCCAAGACAUGGGAUGUGACAGAUGGCCACUGCUGCGUGACGUUUGCGGGUCACUCCAGCUUCGUGCAGUUUGCGGAGUACUCCUGCGAUGGCAACUUGGUGGUUACUGCUUCCGAGGAUGAGUCUGCCAAGGUUUGGAAGCUGAACGGGGAGUGCCUUUUUACUCUUUCCGAUAAUUCUCUUAAUGCUUGCCUCAUUCGUGCAACUUUCGACCCUCAAGACCAGAUUGUAGUUCUAGCAAGCUAUGGGGGCCACAUCCACUUCUGGCAGGCUGGAGAGGAUCCACGUUUGCUUUCCACCACCACACUUCGGCACAGAUGCUUGAAUGAUGUGCGUGGCAUGUCGGAGAAGAGGGCGCAGGAGGAGGCCACCGAGCCAGUGAUUCUGGGCUCCGAGAGAGAGAACUGCAUUCUGGACCGAAACAUUAAAGUUCAACCAUGCGAGAUGAGAGACAGCACCCUUGGACUCGAGCCGAGCCUCUGUCACGAACUCACGAACCACCUGAACGCUGCCUCUGCAUGGCAAGGCAUGUCGGAUGCCAAUCUGGCAGCCUCCCAGUGGCUGGGAACGAUGAGUUCACCUGCGGCCAUCCAGGGUACCAACAUCAAAUGGGUACGGGGUGAAAGCGUUGGUCGGGGCGCCCUUGGAAACGUUUUCCAGGCCCUGGAUCAGGAAAGCGGAUCGCUCUUUGCGGUCAAGGAGGUGUUGAUCAACACAUCAGAUGCUGCCGAUCUUCAGUUCAAGCACGCGCUGGAGAACGAGAUUCAGAUCUGCUCAGCUCUGAAGCAUCCAAGCAUUGUCACAUAUUUGGGUCACGACUCGAUCGCUGACAACCUCUAUAUCUACAUGGAGUACAUGAUCGGUGGGUCGAUGUCCAGUGUGCUGCAUCAGUUCGGUGCCUUCGAGGAGGGCUUGAUCAGCAAGUACGCCCGGGAUAUGCUGGAAGGGCUGGACUACUUGCACACGCGAAGCCCACCAGUAUUGCAUCGAGACAUCAAGAGCGCGAAUGUCCUGAUGGGGCAGAGCGCAGAUGGCGGAGAGCUCUGUGCCAAGUUGGCAGACUUCGGCUGCUCAAAGAGGAAUGAGGAGUCCUUUUCCACCACACUGAAGGGCUCCAUCCCGUUCAUGGCACCAGAGGUCGUGAAGAAUGUCGGAUACGGAAGGAUGGCCGACAUCUGGAGCUUUGGCUGCGUCAUCAUCGAGAUGGGCACAGCUCAACCGCCUUGGGGGAAGUUCGACAACCCGAUGGCUGCCAUGUAUAAGAUCGGCAUGUCCAGCGAGACGCCUCCCUUGCCGACUUCCUUCUCCGAGCGCUGUGUCGACUUCACUCGACGGUGUUUGCAGCGUGAGCCCACGCAGAGGGCUGGAGCAGCAGACUUGUUGCAACAUCCCUUCGCCGCUUGGUAG
Molecule: messenger RNA, 2655 nt
Organism: Symbiodinium sp. CCMP2592
Lineage: Eukaryota; Dinophyceae; Suessiales; Symbiodiniaceae
Source: the annotation of a GenBank genome assembly